GUCGUGGUUUCCGCAAGCAGUGCGGCUGGCACUCUUGACCAAUCACGACUCGAGCUCCUCCGCUAACCGCCUCGAGGGCCGUUUCUGACACCCCGCGAUGGCAUCUCUCCCCCAGCCCCAACCCUCCACUUCCCUCCAUACGUCCCUCCGUUCGCAGCAACAAUCUCAAAAGCCGCUUCUCGCCCUCAUUCACAUCUCGGCUGCCGUGCUCUUCCGUCCUCCGCUCUACGGUCGCUCGGCACCAUGGGCGCACCGGAGAUCCACAAGCACGGCACAGAUGAUGGAUGGCACGGUGUGAUUGAGGAGGGAGGAGAGUUCCCGCCGGAGAAACACCGCUAUCAUCUUUACAUCGGUCUCUUCUGCCCUUUCGCUCACCGCACCAACCUCGUUCGGCACAUCAAGCACCUUACGGACAUCAUCUCACUUUCCGUCGUGAGGCCGUACCCGAAGGAGCCGAACGGUUGGUCCUUCCCCGACUCGAACGAAGAGUAUCCCAAUGCGACCGUAGACCAUCUGUUUGGCAGCAAGUUUCUGCGCGAAGUGUACUUCAAAGACGACAAAGAUUACAAGGGGAAGUAUAGUGUGCCGGCGCUGUGGGAUAAAAAGACGGGACGCAUCGUGAGCAACGAAUCGGCAGAGAUAUUACGUUGGCUCCCCACCGCAUUCAACUCUCUUCUCCCCCCGGAAAUCGCGAAGAUUGAUCUCUCCCCUCAAUCGCUCCGUGCCCAAAUCGACGACAUCACGCCUUGGCUGCAGGGUGACAUCAACACGGGGGUAUACAAGGCAGGUUUCGCACGCACGCAGGAAGGCUACGAAGCCGGGGUGAUCCCGCUCUUCGCUGCGCUUAAUAAACUCGAAGCACUUGUCGCGAAGAAUGGCGGCCCGUUCAUCCUGGGCAAACAGAUGACAGAGUUGGAUCUGAGGGCGUACGGAACGAUAGUCAGGUUCGACGUCGUGUAUGUGCAGCAUUUCAAGACGAAUCUAGGCACGAUCAGGCAUGACUACCCGGUAUUGAAUAAUUGGUUGAAGAAUGUGUAUUGGAAUGUGGAAGGGUUCAAAGAGAGUACUGAUUUUAAGCAUAUCAAGGAGAACUACACGAAGAGCCACAAGGAAAUAAACCCGCUCGCUAUCACGCCGCUAGGUCCGUUCCCAAAUGUCGAGGAGGGCUACGAGGCGGAUUGGACUCAGCUCAAGCCAGGGGCGGUCACGCAUCCUGCGGUGAUGGAAGCGAUGAGCCAACUUUGAUACCUAGAUAUCCCAUUUCAUAGAAUAGAAGGACACCGAUAGAUUAAGUAAUGACCUUCAUGAUCU
This is a messenger RNA of Trematosphaeria pertusa, 1311 nucleotides long. Its product is annotated as glutathione S-transferas-like protein. The coding region runs from base 244 to 1245 and encodes 333 amino acids. Gene Ontology annotation, cellular component: cytoplasm. The record is from RefSeq and is a predicted model, not a curated record. NCBI's taxonomy places the organism in Eukaryota, Fungi, Ascomycota, Dothideomycetes, Pleosporales, Trematosphaeriaceae. Gene Ontology annotation, molecular function: glutathione transferase activity. The transcript has 4 exons.